This is a messenger RNA of Homalodisca vitripennis (glassy-winged sharpshooter), 2409 nucleotides long. RefSeq lists its product as uncharacterized. NCBI's taxonomy places the organism in Eukaryota, Metazoa, Arthropoda, Insecta, Hemiptera, Cicadellidae. Gene Ontology annotation, molecular function: receptor ligand activity; epidermal growth factor receptor binding. Gene Ontology annotation, biological process: epidermal growth factor receptor signaling pathway. The coding region runs from base 1 to 1116 and encodes 371 amino acids. The transcript is spliced from 8 exons. The record is from RefSeq and is a predicted model, not a curated record.
AUGCCCCCUCCCUACAGUUGUGGACGCGCAUCUGCCCCCUACAACUUCGCUCUUCUCGUGCCAGCACUGGUGUUGGCGAGGUUAGGUGAGGGGUUAAGCGGAUGUGAAUGGACAGACCAUCGGGCACCUGUGGAGGGGAGACACUCGGGAAACCUCGGGAGUGUCCGGGAGCGCUCGGCCACCAGACCGAUUGCGAGUCGCCAAGCGGAACACCGAGGCUGUCAGAUCAGGUCGGGCCGUGCGUCAGGACGGAGCGGAGCGAGUGUCAGUGCGUGUGAUGGGGAACCUAACCUCCGUGACUGUGUUGUAGUGUGUGAACGCGAGAUGUGUGACUGUGUGGAGAGUGCGUCCAGCGACAUGUGUGACCACAUACCCAGGACUUUCAGACACCUAUCACUAUUCAAUAGUAUAUCCAUGUUGUCCAGAUUUUACAGGUUUCUCGCUCGAUUUUCAGGACGCAGACGCUUGGCUGGCGUGAGCGUGUGUCCGGGCAGGAUGCCCUCACUGUUUCCCGCUACGCUACUAGUCCUGUCGUCUCUUCUUGCUGCAAGCGAGGCAUGUUCGAGCCGAUCUACCCCCAAACCGAGGCCGCCGUCGCCCACCCCUCGGCCCAAUAUAACAUUCCACACGUACGCUUGUCCGCCUGCGUACGCCGCCUUCUACUGCCUCAACGGGGCCACCUGCUUCACCGUCAAGAUCGGCGAGUCGCUGCUCUACAACUGCGAGUGCGCAGACGGUUAUAUGGGUCAGCGUUGCGAGUUCAAAGACUUGGACGGUUCAUAUUUACCGUCCCGGCAGCGGGUGAUGUUGGAGACUGCGAGCAUUGCGUCGGGAGCAACUAUCGCAGUGUUCCUGGUCGUUAUUGUCUGCGCGUUUGUCUACAUCCACUACCAGCGCAGGCAGAAACAGAACAGAGCCAUCAGCUGUGUGGAUGGCAGUGUGGACGUAGAAAGGCGACCACAGCCAUUCUCCAGGCGGAGUCAUCAUCCAGUCUACCCUCUCAGUCAGAUCACCACUGAGGGGUUCGGAAAAGGCGAUUGCCCGCCUCCGACGCUGUUGGUGCCUCCCAGUACGACGGCGACGGCCACGCGGGAGACCCAGGAGCGACCCCCGUAGUGUGACAGUGACAUAGACACUGCUGUUCCAAGCUUCUGUUUUUAUUGUUCCAUUCGAUACGAACCCUCCUCCUCGAGUUUAAAACAUUAUUGUUAUUGUUUUUAUUGUUUUAAACUUUGGCCAAGAGGACGAAGUGAAGGAGUCGACAUUCCGAAGUCUGUUGUUGGUGUGGAACUCGAGUGAACUGUGCAGUUUUAUUGCGUCCAUGUGUAUAGUUGUUUGCUGAGAACUGUCUAAUUGUUUUAUAUACGAGUCCGGUCAACUUCAUGUACAUACUUGUAGAUAUUUAAAUAGGAAUUCUAAAUUUCUUUCUGUGUAAUUUUUUGUUUAUUUACUUGUCGGCUUUAUACAUAUAUUAUGAGAGAGAAACAAAAUUAUUUGUUCUGAUUUUGAAUGAUGGUGUUUCCAUAUCAAAGUAUAAUAUAGAUCUUGGUUCCUAAUUUAAUAUUAAUACGAUUUAGAAGGACCUGUCAUUGUAAAUAUUCGCUUGUAACACUCUGGUCGGUGGCCGUUAAGUAAUAUCUCCAUCCAUUCCAUUCACUGGCUGUUUAACCGCUAAUCUCGGAGCUUAACUGCGUAACAUCGGAUUAACGUUAAAUUGCCAGUUCCGAUAGCAAACCAAAGAUAGCGUAACUAGGUCACCGAUUACUUUUCCCGAUGGUAGAAUAUAUUUUGUUUACUUGUAACAAAGCCCAAUUACCAAAGUUAAUGUGUAAGGCAGUUCUGUAUUUAGCCCUCGUAAGCUUUUGUGCCCUUCAGUAACUCUUCUAAGUGCUUUAACUGAUCGAUAUGUUCCUAUAUGUAAGAAACUUAAAUUAUUCAAUAAAGAGUACAAAAUACAGCGAUCAGGCUAAUUUUUGUAGGCUAAACAUUUUAAAACCGUUAAAGUUAUAAAUUAUUAAUUGUUUUUAUUAAAUUAUUAAAACAUAGUAUUGUAAUUUAUCUAAGCUAACUUUUGUCGGCUGCGUAAAUGUAAUGUCGCCUUUUAGCCUCACUAGUCACAGGUCACUUUUAAUUCUAUCAACUUAGGAGUAACCAGCAGAUGUAAAAUGUUAUUUAUAAAAAAAAACCUUGCUUUUGCUUGUGUUCUUAUUGUUUUUUCUUUUUUUUAAAAUAAAAUAUGUUGAAAAUUUGUAUUACUUUUUGUAAAUACAGUAUUAACAUUAUUUUUGUAUGUGUUAUCUACUAUACUACAAUACUUUCCAUUACACUGCUCAAAAGUUUCUGUAAUCCAUUGUCAUGACAGAUUAUUAAUUAGUUUGAAAAUAUAAUAAUGUUUCAAACAACCAAAAA